Lepus europaeus (European hare) is the source of this 1540-nucleotide messenger RNA. RefSeq names its product solute carrier family 7 member 6 opposite strand (gene SLC7A6OS). The transcript has 5 exons. Gene Ontology annotation, biological process: developmental process. The record is from RefSeq and is a predicted model, not a curated record. Bases 13 to 939 code for a protein of 308 amino acids. Lineage: Eukaryota; Metazoa; Chordata; Mammalia; Lagomorpha; Leporidae.
GCGACCGCCGCUAUGGAAGCCGGUAGGACGGCUGUGCUGCGGGUGAAGCGGAAGCGCAGUGCGGAACCCGCCGAGGCGCUCGUGCUUGCGUGUAAACGCCUCCGGAGCGGCGCGGUCCAGUUGGCCGCCCAGGAGAGUCCGGAGGGUCUAGAGAGGGCGGCGGAGAAUAAUGUCUUCCAGUUGGUGGCCACUGUGCGCUCCCAGGAGGAGCCCGUCCAGCAGCUCCUGCGGGAGGCCCUGUGCCCGCCCCAGGGCAGCCAGAAGCGUAUCCGCCGCGGUCUCCGCGCAUCAGUCCGAGAGGUCCGGCAGGAGGGCCGCUACCGGGUGGUCUCCAGCCACCGAUCCUCGGGGACCACUAAGAGCGGGCCGGAGUCCGAGUGCGCGGCGGGGACUCCAGAAGCCGCUGGGGACGUAGGCUUCCAGCUAUUCGAUCUAGUCCACGAGGAUGCAGAGCCAAAGGCCGCUGUCGCGGGUCCCUGCAAAACGUCUGAUCCAGAUGUGAUCCUCUGCAAUUCUGUAGAGUUGAUCCGUGAACGACUGACCGUGUCUGAGGAUGGACCCGAAGUUGGACACGAGAAGGAAGAGAAGCACGAAGACUAUGUGUAUGACAUUUACUACCUGGAGAUGGCCACUCCGGGGUGGAUCGAGAACAUCCUCUCUGUGCAGCCAUAUAGUCAGGAGUGGGAGCUGGUGAAUGAUGAUGAGCAACCAGAGGACAUUUAUGAAGAUGAAGAUGAUGAGAACAGUGAGAAUAAUUGGCGAAAUGAGUACCCAGAGGAGGAGAGCAGCGAUGGAGAUGAAGAUUCCAGAGGCUCUGAUGCAUCCAGCAGCCUCAGCGAGGAGGAAAGCGGCCGCAGCCGACGAGUGUGGAGCAAGUACCCUUCGGAUGUACACAAGGAGUUUGGCUACGACAGCCCCCAUGACCUGGAUUCAGACUGACGUGAGGCUCUAUCACAAGCUUGUGAAGGCUCUGGGACUACAGUGUCACCUGCUCUGGUGACAUCCUCUAAGGUUUCUAAAAAGUAAUCAAGCACCAGCUCACCACGGUGAAUGUUUAUGCUGAGUGAGUCUGCCACUAACAGUAGGGACCUUUUGCCUCAAACAAAAAUGACCUACAGUCUGAAAAAGAAAGGUUCUGUUAGCUUCCUGGCCUUGACGUUUUUUCCUGGUGUUCUAGUUGGGUGCUGAAGUCAGAGGGGAGGAAGGCUCCUGUUUCAUCAGCGUAAUAUUCUGCUUUUCUGUACAGUCAAGCUGCCUGUCUCUGGUAAAAGCCUGCUCGUUUCGAUAGAAGGAACUCACAGUGGAUACUGAAGGACUCUUACAGCAGCACAGAUUGGACAGUGCCUGCUGUCAGGGCAGGAAGUAAAAGCUGCCUCAGCUGUGGAAGGUGUUAUUUAAGAGCUGUCUCCUGCACCCCUGCUUUGGACUCUGAUGAUGGUUGUAAAGAUUGCUGCUUGGCAGUGGUGCCAGGGAACAAACUGCAUGAAUGUGAUACUUGUUUAAUAAUAAAAAAAAAAAGCCAACUUAGAAGGUAGAAACA